Messenger RNA from Bacillus rossius redtenbacheri, 3563 nucleotides. RefSeq lists its product as uncharacterized. The record is from RefSeq and is a predicted model, not a curated record. The transcript is spliced from 7 exons. The coding region runs from base 576 to 1427 and encodes 283 amino acids. NCBI's taxonomy places the organism in Eukaryota, Metazoa, Arthropoda, Insecta, Phasmatodea, Bacillidae.
AGUCGGUGCGGCGGCGGCAAGGCGAAUGGGUCGCUCGCGCAUUCUCGGCUGCUCUCGUGUGUGUGGGCGAGGGUGACGUCAUCGUCUGCGGGCGGACGCCUGCGGGAGACACCUGUUGGCGCGCGACGGAACCACGCCACUGGCAAGGACUACACGCGCCGCGAUUUUUUUUUUCGCGACGUCUUAAAGGGGGUUCUUUUUAAGCUUGCAGUUUAGCCGAACUGAAGGCAAUAAUUAAUCGUACCUAUAAAUAUUGGACGUUUGGAGAAAUUAUAGAAAAUCAAAGGACACGUUAAACUUCUUGAUUCGGCUUAAUCAUACCCAUAAUUUAGACAAUUAAUAGCGCCUGUCAAAGAUAUUGUCAAACCAAAGUGUUGAGGGGGAAAAUUUGACCAUCUCUUGGAACAAUCAUAGUCUGACGCCACUGACCUUUGACUGUGAAAUGGGACGAGCGAAGCAAAGGAGGAUUCAAGAGUCGUAGGACGUUCUGUUCGCGAAUUCGUGGAAAUUGUUCGUGAGGAGCACUUCUCGAGAACAUUUACAGCCGCCAGGUGGAACUGGAAGCAUAGUGCAGCAUGAAGAUGAGACUUCUGGGGCUGGACCUGUUUUUAAUUGCAGCUCUCUCCUUGCUGGAAGGCGCGCGCUGCCUGAAGAUGGGCCGGCUCAGCGUGCCGCCCUACAAGAUCCGUGGCGAGGGCGCCGAGCUGGUGUGCGACUACGAGCUGGAGGACGACGCUCUCUACUCCGUCAAGUGGUACAAGGACGACGAGGAGUUCUUCCGCUUCGUGCCCAAGUCCGACCCACCAAAGUCCAGCUACAAGAUCGAGGGCGUCAAGGUGGACCACACGCUGUCGGACGACAAGCGGGUGGCGCUGCGCUCGCUGACGCUCCAGUCGAGCGGCACGUACCGCUGCGAGGUGUCGGCCGAGGCGCCGUCCUUCGCUUCGGCGCAGAAGGAAGCCCACAUGGAGGUUGUGUACCUGCCCAAGGACGGGCCACACAUCACCGGCGAGAAGCGCCAGUACCACCGCGGGGACGAGAUCAGCCUCAACUGCACCUCGGGCAAGUCCUACCCGGCCUCCGUGCUGCACUGGUACAUCAACGACCACCAGGUGCGGGACCGGGACGAGCUGGUCCAGUAUCCGGAGCUGGUACACCACUACGGCCUGGUCACCUCGGCGCUGGGGCUGCGCUUCAAGGUGGAGGACCACCAGUUCCAGGGCGGCAGCAUCCGGGUGCGCUGCGUGGCGAGCGUGUUCCCCGGCUUCUGGGUGCGCGACAAGGAGCGCGUGGUUGAGCGCGUGGACCAGCUCAAGGACCACGUGCGGGAGGCACUGUUGCUCGUGAGAGCUGCCUCCAGCUGCCACGGCGCGUCUCUCUUCGUCGUCUCCGCCAUGUUGUCGCUGGCCGUCUCGGCUGGCACGUGAUUCUGCUGGCUGAUCAGAGCUGGUUGGCCAGUCAGAGCCGGCCCGGGAGUCGCGAAGAGAGACAGUUGCCUUCACACGCACGCCGGAGACAAAGCAUGAAAUGUUGAAACAUGCGAAAGAAAUUCUCAUCAUACAUACAUACAUUGCAAAAAUUUAAUUUUUUUUGCGGACAAUGAGACAAUCAAAAAUAAACAUAUAUUGGAAGAAAAAUCGAGUACUUUUAAACGUGGUUUUUUUCUCAUUGAAAGGACGUAGGUUAUGUUUUUAUGUAGAUAAUUACUCAGCUUGUGUGUAGUAUAAAUUCAUUACCUAUCAUAGCACAGGGUUUAUAAAAAGAGAAGUCACUUUAUAUUUUAAUGUUAAUACCGUGGUACAUAUAUCAUUUACUUAAUGAGAGAGAAAAAGAAGGAAAGGUGAAUUUUACUGCAAAGAAGUCUUUCUAAUCCCUUCUAGAAGAUGAACCUGGAGUUCAGCCCCAUUAUGAGCGUUGGAUGAAUAUUCAGAUAAGCGCAGCUCUGUAUAUGGCAGUGCUAUCUCUUAAAAAAGCUGUUCUCGCCUUUCGAAAGCAUAACUAUGGAAUACCUGUUUCAAGCUUUAUGUUUUAAUGAAUGCAAAUUUUACCAAUUUUUAUUAAGUUUACUUGUAAAUGAGAUACUUUCCAGAGAGUGUACAAAUGCAUUGAACAAUGUUACUAAACAUUUACUUUUUUUAUUAAAUUAUAGUUUAUUUUGUCAGUUAUGGUUUAAAUACAGCAGAGCGCUCUAAUAUUUACACUGAAUAAUUUUUCACUAUUUAAUCGGUAAAAAACUUCUAUUUUUGACGCAAUAAAUUAUAUACUAUUUUCUUUAAUCGAAAUCAAUGAACAAUAAAUGUAUAACGUUAUAUAUUACGUUUGCCAGACUAUCGAAAAAGAUACUAAUUGUCAUAAAUAAAUUUUUUUAUUCGUACUCAUCUUAACAAUGUGGCCUUAGACAUCAAAAACAUAGACUUAAAUAACGUUAUCUCCUCAAUUAGGAAAGUUAAAUAACAGUAUAGUCGUCUUGUCAAUCAAAAUAAAUUUUAACACCUAUUCCGACUAUAUGAAUAAAAUAAAACUGCAAAUGAAAAUUUUCCGUGUAGGUUAACACUUUGUUUCAAAUUCUUAUUGUGAUAAGAAGAUUCAAAACUUUGUACAAUAAUGGUAAAAAUCGUAUGGCUUUCAGAGAUUAUUUGGAGGGACGUAUUUUGAGGUGUGGCUUAGCUUUAUUUAACUGAAAAUUAUUUUUGUAAUAAAUGGUUUAUAAAAGUAUCUUUAACUGAAUACUGAAAGUUACUGUUAUAGAGCUUCUAUCUUCUAGUGAAAAUCAUAAGUUUCAAAAGAACAAUUAAAACAGAAAAUAUUGCGUAUUCUCUCCCUGAAACUAGGUGUGCUUUCUGUACAAAUAUUCGGGGUGGGUUGGUGCAUUAGGUUGUAAUUGUGCAGGAACACAAACAUGGCUAAUACUGCACUUAGCAAUUCCUUUUGUGAUAAAUUAAUUUAAUAUGUUACAGUUAUUACAAGUACCAUCAUGUUCAAUAAUUAUUUGUUUAGACGCUGCUGUAAUAAAAAUUCAAUGGGUAAAAUAAGCUAUUUACCAGAAAUAUUCAGUACUUACCGAUAAUAUGAGCGAUUUAUGGUGGAGCAAGCACGGCAACAUUCCAGCCGUAAACAUGCCGAAUACUUUCAACACACGUGUAGUGACAUCCAUCUAUCCUAUAGCUAACGAACUACAGCUACAGCACCAUCUCCCUCAGUGCUCCAGCUCACCCUGUUUUUACUAUAUCAUUCAUUGACUCACUCAUUACAAAUUAUCAGUAACUUAAUGACCUACAGACUUUAAAUUUGGCAUGUGUAUUCAUUUUUCUACGUAGAUAUCCGCUAAGAAAGUAUUUUCCGAAAAUACGCUCCCAAAGUUGAUUUAGCCCAGAAAACGCCGGGUAAUUAAUCUAGUUCUAUAUGAAAUAAAACAUGCUAUAUUUUAAGGGGGUGGGGAAAUUAUUCGGAAGACUUGUGCGGGAAAAUUUUUUUAAAGGGUACCUUUGAUAAAUAAAUACAGUUUGCUGGCUCAGAAAGUUAUUAAAAAAAGAUUAACAAAUGCAUGCAAGCGGUGGCUGUAU